AAGCGAUUGACGAAGUUCUUGAUCAGCUCAAGCAUCAAAUGUCUACAACCCUCUCCUAUAUGUAGAUCAGUAGCUUCUAGCUGAGUGCAAUUCAGCCUCUCCGGUCAGUCGUGUGGUCGCGCUAAUGUCUUCUAGUUCAAGUGAAAAUGUCAAACGCUUCGCGUAAAUCUGAAGACAGCGAAACGAUGGAUGGUCAACGACAACGGAUGCUGCAGCCGGAGCAGAUGGAUAACACGCCCGAAGUAAACGAACUAAAUGAAGAUACCACCUGUGGGUUCUGGAUUUUGAAAGGAUCAUUUUUGCAAAAAUUCGCAACCGCAAACGCUUACACAUUUCUGUACGGUUUGGUAGGUUGUUUGUUCAACGCCACGUUCGGUUACUUCAACGCCACAAUUACAACCAUGGAGAAGCGUUUUGAAAUUCCCAGCCGGAACAGUGGAAUCAUAUCGGCUGGGAUUGACAUGAGCAGUCUGUUUCUGCUGAUCGUCAUGUGCUACUAUGCGGACAAGGGUCACCGCCCACGUUGGGUGGCGUUCGGAGUGUUCUCUAUUGUCGUGUUUUGUUUGAUGUCGGCGCUGCCUCAUUUGCUGUAUGGGCCCGGAGGAGCCGCAUUAGCUUUAACGCACGAGUUUGGUGCCAGCAACGAUGAGAACCUAACUAAAGAGGUGUUCGAGCAGCAUGAAGCGAAACUUCUGUGUAUGACGGAGGGCACGCGAAGUGUGGCCUGUGAUGACGAGGGAGGUAAUCUCGCCCCGCAGGUGAUUUUACUCGUAGCGCAGUUGAUUUCCGGAAUAGGAAAUUCGCUCUACUUCUCAUUAGGAUUUACUUAUAUGGAUGAUAAUGUGAAGAAGGCAAAAGCACCGGUACUGAUGAGUGUCUCUUUCUUCUUCAAAAUGCUUGGACCGUCGGUCGGCUACGCGUUAGCUUCGUACUGUCUAAAGCUUUAUAUCGUUCCAUGGAUGACUCCGGUCAUCACCAACGAAGAUCCCCGUUGGCUUGGAGCCUGGUGGAUCGGUUGGAUCGUAAUGGGCUUCGCUGUAGCUCCCAUAGGGCUAUUUAUCGCGUUGUUUCCGAGAGAACUUCCCAAAACCGCCGCCCGUAGGAAAUCAGCCCUUAAACUGAUGCAAGUUAAAGUGGAGGACCAACCUCCGGCCUCCGUGAAGGAUAUGAUUGAGGCGUUGAAGCGCAUAACCAAGAACACAGUUUUGAUGCUGAACAAUAUCGGCUCGGCAUUCUAUAUCUUCGGUUAUCUUGCCUACAUGAUCUACACUCCCAAGUAUAUUGAAGUUCUUUACAAACAAACGGCUUCUACGGCAAGUAUGGUAACCGGUUCGGUGUCGCUAGUAUUUUCAGCUCUUGGAGUGCUGCUUGCUGGAAUAAUAAUCACCAGGUAUAAACCGACAGCUCGAACCAUGGCCGCCUGGAAUGUGCUGGUAGGCUUCCUAUCCGUUGUGGGGAUAAUCUUGUACACUGUACUAAAAUGCACAUCCGAAGACAAUGCCGUCAUCGUUAAUCCACCCGCACUAGAGGGUUCCGGUAAUAAUACCUGCAACUCCGCAUGUCAAUGUGACUUCAUCGAGUACUCGCCGGUAUGUGGAGAGGAUGGUAACACAUAUUUGUCGGCGUGUCACGCCGGCUGCCAGCGGAGAAAUUUCAAUUUGGAAGGCAAAGUUUACGAAGAGUGCCUUUGUAUCGAAUCGAAAUCACCGACGAUAGGCGGAGCUGCCAGGGCGGGAUCCUGUCCGGUCGAUUGUCAAAGCGUCUUCGUCGUAUUUGUGACGGUGAUGUGUUUCGUAAACCUCAUCCUGGCGGCAGGACGGGCCAGUAACACGCUGGUGUCGUUGCGUUGCGUUGAACCGCGGGAUAAAACCAUUUCGACCGGCUUGGGAUUGACAAUCGGAACGCUCUCGGUCAUACCGAGUCCGAUUUUUUUCGGAAUGGUUCUGGACAAGACGUGCCUGGUGUGGGGCAAAAACUGCUCCGGUGAAGGUAAUUGCUGGGUUUAUGACGAGGAAGCUUUACGGUAUAUGUUGAAUUACUAUGCUGCUGCUUUUGUUCUCGUGGGAACACUCAUAGAUUGUGCAGUUUGGUAUUAUGUAAAAGAUCUGAAAGUAUUCGAUGAGAAACCUAAGGAGCAGGAUAUAGCUUUGAGUGAUGUACAAAAAAAUACGGAAUAAAAUUAAAGCAAUUGAUUUAUUCUCAAUAAU
This is a messenger RNA of Wyeomyia smithii (pitcher-plant mosquito), 2207 nucleotides long. Its product is annotated as solute carrier organic anion transporter family member 1C1-like. Gene Ontology annotation, cellular component: membrane. Gene Ontology annotation, molecular function: protein binding. NCBI's taxonomy places the organism in Eukaryota, Metazoa, Arthropoda, Insecta, Diptera, Culicidae. The transcript is spliced from 7 exons. Bases 147 to 2177 code for a protein of 676 amino acids. The record is from RefSeq and is a predicted model, not a curated record. Gene Ontology annotation, biological process: sodium-independent organic anion transport; transmembrane transport.